AUGGAAAGCCUCCAGGUAUACCGUCUUAUUCUACCAGAACAUUUCCUCGAUCUUCGGUUUCAGCAACUAACAGCUCCUUCUCUGGUAGAUUUUCUCGGCGGAAUACGGUACAUUAGUCCCCCUCCGAUCGUGAGCAAAAAGAGUCAUAAAAAGAAACAAGUGGCUCAAGUCCCCGACGCAACAGAGAAGAAGAAGCGGAACCGCAUCACUUUUGAUGUCAUUCAAGUUGAAGAAAUGGAGAAAGUUUUUGCGGAAAACCAAUAUCCGGAUGCAUUAUGCAGAGAUGAGCUUGCUACCAGAAUUCAGUUACAUGAGGAGAGGGUCCAAGUGAGAUCAUUUCCCGAAAAGCAACAAAAUAGUAUCUUGUUUUCAGAUUUGGUUUCAAAAUCGGCGCGCCAAGUAUCGUCGAGAGCUGCGGCACACGUAUCAUCCGUAUGAGCCGCCGAAAGAAAUUGAGUAUCCGUUUUUGAAGAAGAAAUCGCCCACGGUAGCUUUCGAAAUCUCUACUGAACUUUUAUCUGAGGAUAGAAAAGCGCAAAAUUCUUCUGACCAAGGUAAUUGAAAACGAAAGUACAAAUGAUUCGAUUUAUUUUUUUUUUACACUUUCAGACGGGAAGAUCAAGAUCUCAAAUGAAAAAUUAGAGACGUCACCUGGAAGCAGAAACAGUUCAGAUGUUUCUUUGGAAUCUCUUGUUGACCUGAUUGACGAAAGUUCGGAUUCAAACGCAAUCCAAUUGGCUACCUCGUUGAACCUUUUUUUGAACGCAAACCAAAGUUCGGCUACUGAUUUGUCACUAAAAACCAUGAAAGAAAGUACAAUGGUCUCUGAUAAGGAGCAAGAUGCUUCCGAACAAUUGACUCCGGACAAAGCAAAUUUAUUGAUGUGGGCUUUGUCAUCUCUUUUCAAUGUUCGCGAUGAAUGA
Molecule: messenger RNA, 923 nt
Organism: Caenorhabditis sp. 36 PRJEB53466
Lineage: Eukaryota; Metazoa; Nematoda; Chromadorea; Rhabditida; Rhabditidae
Source: the annotation of a GenBank genome assembly